AUGGACCGCCACCUGACCUCUCAGGAAUUGGAGCAGCUCCUCAAGGUCUUUGGCUUGACCGGCUUGACCUUCAUCAUUGAAAAAGUGCGGAGCAAAGGCUGCCCUGGGAGAACGCUGCCUCUGGCUAUGGUUCUCUUCCACCGAGAAGGAUGCCGCUGGUGUCUUUCCGUAUGCCAGAAAGUUGAUUCCGCCUACAAAUGGGGCAUGAUCAAGACAGAGGACUACCGCCAUGCCCGCACUGAUGUGGUGACUGUGCACCACGCCGACGGCACCUUCUCCAUCUCCGUCAACCAGAAUGCCUACAUUGAUGGCCAGGGUGAUCUUCAAAUUGACCCUGAACGUCUUCGAGCAACGAUGCAGCUCCAACGGUGGUGGACACCUCCGACAAAGUGGCCGAGAGAUUUGGUUGGCCGAGCUGAGCAGCAAGCUCGACUGGUGAGAGGAAUCCUCUGCACGGAUUCCCGUGUUGGCUUUGACGCGGUUGAGCGCAAUGACAGCCCCUUGUUAGGUUUGAGCAACCUUAGGGCAGCGCUCCAAGCCUUUCAGCUUCGAGACAGUCUCCAAACCGUCGGCUCGGAACUUCGGCUGGCGUCGGACUACGACUUGCCUCACGCCUUGACAAAGAAGAAGGCCGACUGUCGUGACGGCCUGGAGACCUUCAUGAAGACUGGAAAGUGGUGCAUCCGCUUUGACCCAGCGUUCAACUCCUACCACCGCAAUAAGAAGAGCGGACACACCGCCAUCAAGGAGGUGACUGGACACAAGGUCAAGAAUGCCACCACCCGUCGCAAGACGAAUGCCCUGACCGACCUGGCUCAUGACCAACCACCAGUACAUGACUUGAGCACGGGCAAUGAGAGUUGGCUUGGGCCGCAGUUCUCGCGUCACCAGGCAUCAUCAGAAUUUUUUUGGCGUUGA
This is a messenger RNA of Durusdinium trenchii, 918 nucleotides long. The record is from the annotation of a GenBank genome assembly. Lineage: Eukaryota; Dinophyceae; Suessiales; Symbiodiniaceae.